GACUCUCUGCGAGGUGAUGGUCUGCAUCCAGAUCAGCGGACCGGCGACUGCACCGUUUGUGACAACACCGACAGAGGUCAGCGGCGAGGGCUUCGGACAUUAGGCCUCCUCUACCGGUCGGAGCACGGCAGCGGGCGUGGUCGGCCAUGGACGGGCGCAGUCGGUUCCAGCCGAGUCUGUCCCUCGACGAGCAGCUCGAGCGUGAGCUGGAACGGCGAAGGAUCAUAGUCAACCAGGUGGUGCGUCGCAAGACCAUCGACACGUGGGUGUGCUCCAAGGUGCGCCAAGAGACUGUGCUGGACGAGGUGUACGACGACACCCUGGCUCCGGCCGCCAAGGGACCUCCGCUGCCCCCGCGCAACCCGGGAUGGUUCCGGAGCGCCGGCAGAAGCUGGGCCGUCUGGAGCUCCGAGUCGUCCGGCGAGCCCGCCUCGUGGACUUCGUCGGAACCGCGGGACAACGAUGGAACGACUUCACCCGAAGAGUGUCCAUCGAGCGAUCGCCCGAUCUGCCGCGGAGGCACCUACUUCGCCCGCCUGGUGACGACAACCGACACCAUAGACUCCCCUGCAGUCCACCCGAAGCCGGAGCCCUGGAACUCUGCCACCAUGACUGACCAGGAGGACCACCAGCUGCUCGGCUUCGACGACAGCCCCGUCGUCAUUCCGGAGCCCAAGAAGGUCUCUCCCGAAGUGAACGGUUCCGCCGUCCAGGUCACUAAGGCCGAGCUCAUCCUCAACUCCCUCAACUCGGAAAAGAGCCUCCAGAACGGGAAUCACGAAGACGCCGCACCGGUCAAACCGAAGGAUACCAACGGUUGCUCCAGGGUCGAAGAUGUGCCGGCCGAUGAUCAGGCCAACGAUCAUCGGGCCAACGACCACAAUGCUGCUACUCAAGCCCAUACCAGGGACGGAGAGCCGCUCUACAGUGAGGUUCCUGAGGACAACAUAUACGAGGAGGUCAUUCCCGUCCAUGAGAGGAAAGUUAACGGGACCACGGAGACAGUGCAGGAGGUAGCACCCAAGACGACGACGGAGCUCGUGUCGAGUCCCUUGUACGACGACUCUUCGCUAUCCAGCGAGUUGUCCGCUGAGCUGUCUCCACCACCGUCCAACGUCGGUGACGGUGCCGGUUCCAACGGAACCACCCUCUCAGACCCCGAAUGUGACACGAUGAUGACUGUCGGGUCAGCCCCGGAGUCGCAGCUUCACGGGAUGGACGUGCCGUUUGUGGUCAUCGAGGACUCGACGCCGGUGGACUCGGACCAGUCCAACGACGAGGUGACCGACCCUCCCGUUGUCCAAAGCCCCGUGCAGGUAAAGGCGGAACCCGUGGAGGAAGCAUUGGUCGAGCCGACAAUCUUGCCGGUUGUCAAGAGUGCCCCAGAAAUUGAGGUGCAGCCGGUCGAGCCGCCGUCUGAGACGUCCCUGCCGGAGACACCAGUUCACGAUGUAGAGGAAGCCGUGGAAGAGACGUCGUCUCAACCUGUGAUUUACUCCGUCACAGAGUUCACCAAGGUGGAAGCGGUGCAGUACGUCGAAUCGGAGAUGGCCGGUGGUGGUGCGACCUUAGUUGAGGACAAGUGCAGUGUGAAGGACUCCGAGUGUGCUGACCCGUGUGUGGGGGAACGCGAAGCUGAGGGGAUUGUGGAAGUGAAAACGAUGGUACACACAGAUGUUCCUGCGGCCAAACAGAGCAUGAAGGUGGAGGUGGGCACCGGUGAUUCUCCUCUAGAAUGCAAGGUGACCUCGGAGCCUAUUUAUGCCACUCCGGUGACUGCGCAGUCCGUUGCCCCUCCUGUCGUACUGGACGACAUUCCGGCGAUUGUGCAAUACUCUGCUCCUCCGGUCGUGCUGGACGACAUCCCGGCAUCCCCUUCUCCGCAGCUGGUUGAGACGCGCCAGCUGAAGCAAAGCGCCGAGGACAGCAUCGUGGCCAGGGAGAUCCGGGCGCAGAAGGAGCGCGAGGAGACGAUCGCCCGAGAGCGCAAGCUCGCCCAGGAGGCCGCCAAACUGUCUCCCGUGACCGAGAAGCCGGUGGACAAGCCAGCUCUCCAGGCCGACGCCAUGCAUGUCGUCAAGCCGGCGAGGCUCGCUAUGUCGCAGGCGUCGCCGGCUGCUUCCCCGCAGUCCUCUUCGGUGCCGGCUCCGUUCCCCGCCUUCAUCGAGAAGAGGUUCAGCUGCCCGUCAGACUCCAAGAUCGCGGACGAGAUCCGUGAGCUCCAGGAGCGCGAGGAGGAACUCCGGGUGCUUCGUGAGCGACUCCUGCUCCAGAACGAACCGGCUUCGACCAAGCCCAGCUCGGACGAGGGAGAGCGGGUCCACAGCGCUUCCAGUUCGUCACCCAACGGAAUAUCCCGAACCGUGAGUGUGGAAUCUCUGCCCAGCGGCCAGUCUGGGCUUUCCUUCGCGUCUCGGAGGAAAGACAAGAUCACCGUGCGUCCGCUGUCCGACGGGCUGGACGAGACGCCAUCGCCGACGUCUUUCUCAUCCAACGGGGAGUCUCCGAUCGAGAGGGAGAUCCGGCUAACGAGGGAUCGUGAAGAGGCCCUUCGACGAGAGAAGGGGCUUCUGGGGCAGCUCCAGGCUGAAGGGUUCAUCAAGAAGGGCGACACGGUGCUGCCGUCGUCCAUCUGCAAGACCGUCAAGACGGGCAGCGUUCCCCGCGGACCGCCACCUCUCGGCAGCACGCAGAAGAUUCUGGCCACGUCGAGGAUUCAGCAGGAGAUCGAGGAGCAGACCCAGCGAGAGAUGGCGCUGAGGGAGUCCGGUCACAUCCAGACCAUCUCCCAGGAACGGACCGACUCGAGGGUGACGAGGAUAGGCAGUGACGGUAGCACCUCUCCAACUGCUCCCGUCAACUCAACCACGACGUCUAAGCGGAACUCGUUCGACACCUCCCUUCCCAACGUGGAGAUCUACGAAAAAACGCCAUCGCCAACGAACAAGCUGUCGCCCUCGAGUCCGCCACUCUCGACCACGGCGGUCAAAGCCACCAACGGUCACGCCGGGAAGGCCACCAACGGGACAACGCGCGGUGUAAGCAUGCAGAAGUUUUUGGCCAGCCGCGGGAAGGAACUGGUGUUCACAACUCCUCCGCAGAACGGCGGGUUUGCGGAGAAAAGUGCCGGGUUCGAGUACCGGGAGCUAAAGCCUCCGCAGCUACAGAAGGGGGUGGUGUCGGGCGAUGCGCUGCGCAAGGGACUGGUGACUGCGGAGACCAAGAUUCAGGAGGAGAUGCGGGUCAUGAAGGAACGGGAAGAGGAACUCAGGCGCCAGCGCAUUCGGCUGCUCGGCCAGUCGCAGCCGAACCUAAGCUUGCUGGAGAGCUGCGUGGACAUGGACUCGGUGGACGGACACCAGCUCCAGCGCGUGGGGAGCAACCCCAACCUGCUCGAGUCCCAUCAGCCCUCGUCGCCAGAAGGAUCGGGAUCCGGCAGCGCCGCACCCCGGCGCCGCAGUGCCCUCAUCGCCCAGUGGGAACAGAGGAUCCAGAGCACCGACGUUGCCAAGUCGUAGACGCCCAUUUUUUUAAUUUUUUCUUUUAUUUUUUUGCUUUCAUUAGGCGAGUGCGAGGUAGACUGUGGAAAACUCGGACCCACGAGUCGCUGCAUUCCACCGUUUCCGUCGAGAAAAAUGGGGUUUAUUUUGGUUUGGCUAGAGGAUUAUAGACAGUAUUUUUUUACGCAUUUAUCUACAUGCCGCCUUCUAGACGCUUCCACAACGCGGCUGUCUCCCUUGGACCGCGUACCUUUCUAUUUGUUUGCAUAGUUUACGUAUAGCAGAUAAUCCAAGUGCCUUCAAAACGAGAAGCAUUCUGACAUCACAUAUCCACAAGCUACAGCUAGAUUUUUUUUCUCGAUUUUUUUUUUUUAAAGAAAAUAUUUUAGGUAUCUUGUGCUCUACACACUUUGUGCCCUCUCGCGUACCGUGUAGAAUUUAUUCUUCCUCGAUUUUACGAGGCGUUGUCAUGACCUUUGUCCUUAGUGUUCCGAAAUGUACGGAACCUUUCCCGAUCAGUUACUCGCCUCGCGUUGCCGCGGUAGUUUAACGGCCACUGUGGCAGUACUAUUUUUAUGUUUAUCUAGAAAGAGAGUAAUGUCGAUGAUGACGAGGUUGUAAUUAUCUUCGCUCACCGAGGUUGUGCCACGUCCCAAGGAAGACGGUUGUCCGAGGUCCUCCGACGUUCACACUGCGUUUCGGCCUCUGCACGAGACGCUUGGUUCGAGAAGACAGGUUCCCGAUUCUUUCUCUCAACGAGGACUGGUUUCUUCAGAAGUGUCAAAUGAAUACGAGAGGCUGGAUGAAAAUGUUGUUGGAGGCGCAGCGUGAUGGUAUAUUAUGUCUGCUGGUGUUACGGUAAUUGGUGUGGUUUAGUUUUAUUUUUGUCUACUUUCGGUAUAAUCUCAAUAUGUAGCCUCAUGCAAGCUUUACACGCGUUUGUUAUUCAGCCGGCUUCGUUUCCGUCCACUCAGUGGAGGGCAUCUGUUGUUGGCGGGCCUUGUGAGAUAGCAAUCCGACCGUUGUCGCUGCGAAACCGUUGAACUAACCUAGCUGCCUUUGCAAUGAGAACUGUAUUUUUAUAUGCACAAUAAAGGAAUUAUUUUACCUGA
Messenger RNA from Ixodes scapularis (black-legged tick), 4612 nucleotides. RefSeq lists its product as uncharacterized. Bases 147 to 3518 code for a protein of 1123 amino acids. Lineage: Eukaryota; Metazoa; Arthropoda; Arachnida; Ixodida; Ixodidae. The transcript has 7 exons. The record is from RefSeq and is a predicted model, not a curated record.